Molecule: messenger RNA, 804 nt
Organism: Arabis nemorensis
Lineage: Eukaryota; Viridiplantae; Streptophyta; Magnoliopsida; Brassicales; Brassicaceae
Source: the annotation of a GenBank genome assembly
AUGGGGAGAGCGACGUGGUUCGAAGCCGACGGGACCAAGAGAGGAGAAUGGACGGAGGAGGAAGACCAGAGACUCGUUGCUUACAUCGACCAGUACGGCAUCGGUGACUGGCGUUUUCUCCCGGAAAAAGCUGGCUUGCGGAGAUGUGGGAAGAGCUGCAGAUUAAGGUGGUUUAACUAUCUAAGACCUGGGAUCAAGAAAGGCAAAUUCACUCCUCAAGAAGAAGAAGAUAUAAUCAAACUUCAUGCUAUUCUCGGGAACAGGUGGGCAGUCAUAGCGCAGCAGAUGCCGAGUCGAUCAGACAGCGACAUCAAGAACCAUUGGAACUCUUGUCUCAAGAAAAGACUAGAGAAAAACGGAAUCGACCCAAUGACCCACCAGCCCAUUGUCAACAACCUCACCGUCAAAACGCCGUCGAUAAACAGCGAAUGCGGCGGCUCUUCUUCCUCCUCCUCCGGCUCGGCCCGUCUUCUUAACAAGAUCGCCAGUGGUAUUUCAUCUAGGCAACACGGUGUCGACAGGAUCAAGAACAUCUUUUCGGAUCCGAGAAUGACCACAAGCAUCAAUGGUAAUCAAGAAGAAGAGCUGAGGAAGGAUCAUGGAAAUACUAUAGCUACUGAUGAUCAAGAAGAUGAUUUUCUGAUGUGGGACGAGAAAGAAAUGAGGCGUUUCAUGGAGGAGACUGGUGUAAUGGAGUGCCAAACGACGUCGUACAACGAUGGAGUCUAUAACUCUUGUUUGGACUUUGCAUCACCAUAUGGUGUUUACGAGACUGACCAACUUGAUGAUUACCUCUUUCGGUAA